GUGCAGCACUUUCAAUUCGUGUUAGAUCGCAUCUCGCGUUCGGGUUGAUUUUUCAUGCGUAGUUUCAAGUUUGUUCGUGAGGUCUUGGUCUCUUCGGAAGUCGACAUAAUUACGAAGUGAAAUCUUCCUCCAUAAUUGUAAACCUGCAAACUUUUAACGGUCCUGAAUCGGGCAGGAGUAUUCAUGCUUUUGUAAACGGUUCUUACUGAACAGUUGUUUUUUCUCUCCGAACCUUUCCACGAUAAUUUAUGAUCGCUACUAGACAUUCAGAGUUAUUUUCCCGCGGGAAUCCGUCGAGUUUUCGUAAAGAAAUUUCGGCGUGCCAUUGUGUAACGGUGCAAACGCUUCCGUCAUCAUCCGGUUCCGGUCAGUCAAGGUUUAUGCCUGGCCACAAGUGCUACCCUGUUGUCCAAUAUCACUCGGAUCGCGACAACACCAUUGCCAACACAGGCCCCUUCAAUUACCCGUCGUCCAGCAACAGAAGGAAACUGUUGCUCCUACGUCAGAAAGGUUUAACCAACCAAGAAGGUCCGAGCUUCGGGCAGAGUCCCAGGUGAUCACCGCGAAGCGGCGUCGACACGGACCGGGUCGUGAAUGUCAGUAAUUCACGCCAGAGAAAGAAGAGCCACUGCAUUCCCAUUGCACUUUUUCCAUCAAUAACGUAACAUCAAAACAGCUGCGAAAAUGACGCUCAACAUCGACAGAAGCAAUCCCGAUCAGUUUUAUCGUUACAAGAUGCCACGACUUGUCGCCAAGGUGGAAGGAUCUGGCAAUGGAAUUAAAACCGUCGUUGCCAACAUAACGGAGAUAGCGAAAUCCUUGGAUAGACCACCAGCCUAUCCGUUGAAAUACUUCGGCUAUGAAUUGGGCGCCCAGACAAUGAUUGACUCGAAGAACGAUCGUUACAUCGUCAAUGGAGCACAUGAGGCACCACGCCUGCAAGAAAUGCUUGAUGGGUUUAUCAAGAAAUUCGUCUUGUGUCAGAGCUGCAAUAAUCCCGAGACAGUCUUGCAAGUGUAUCCAAAGAAGAACACGAUCAAACAGAACUGUGCGGCUUGCGGUUACAGUUGUAUGGUGGACAUGAAACAUAAACUGACAACCUACAUCCUUAAAAAUCCACCGGCGGAAGUUGGAGAAUAUGGAGAAUCGAAGGGAAAAGGGAAAGGCAAGGUUAAAGGCCGUAAAGGUAGCGGUAAAGAGGACGAAAAGAACGGCGGUAGCAAGACAAAUGGUGCCGGUGACAAGGCAGCACCCGGCUCGCCCACGACCGAAACUGAAAACCCCUUCGACGCUCCACCUCCAGUCGAUGCCGUGGAUGGGGAUGAAUUUGAUGAUGAUUGGGGUGAUGAAGACACCGAACAAGCCCGUAAAAGAACGCGAAAAGAGCUGACCAACGGAAUCAAGAAUCUGACUACCAACGAUGAUUUGGACAAGACGGAAGAUGAGCGUUUAGAUUUGUUCUACGAAUUUGUCAAGAAGCGAAAACAAGGUGACCAAGUGGAUGAUAAAGAAAUCUUGGUUGAAGCCGAACGCUUGGAAGUGAAAGAGAAAGCCCCGCUCAUUUUGGCUCGAGUGCUUUUGGAUACGAACAUGAUGAAACAAAUCAAGGAUUAUCGCAAAGUGUUUCUUCGUUUCACUGCGGGAAAUCAGCGUGCGCAAAAAUACUUUCUUGGCGGAGUGGAGCAUAUUGUCGGAGUGGCCCAUAGUUCAGAGUUGAUGCCAAAAGCUGUAGUUCUGUUCAAAGAGUUGUACGAUCGGGAUAUUUUGGAGGAAGAAGUCUUGGUGGACUGGUAUGAUAAGCCAACAAAGAAAUAUGUUGCCAAAUCGAUUGCUGAAGAGAUCCGCAAGAAAGUUUUUCCUUUCAUUAAAUGGCUGAAGGAAGCAGAAUCCGAGACGGAUGAAUCGGAUGAAGACGACGGCAUUCCACUCGCCCCGUCAGCGGUGAACAAGGCUGGUGGAGACGUCAAAGGCGGCAACGUUGUUGGUACGAACAACUCAAAAGCAGCGACGAUAAAUGGUGGACCAAAAGUCAAUGGGAAUGGUAUCGGUACUAAUACUCCACCGACUGAAGAGGAAGACGAAGAGGAGGUGGAUAUCGAUGCGAUCUAAGUGGCGACCAGAUGCUGGAUUUAAUAUUGCUUUUACAUCAGCGCAUCUCAGGAUUUUACGGAGGAUACGACUCAGCUUAAUAUCUUAUUCGUGCUUUUUUUCAGUGCGCAGCCGUUUUUAUUUCACUCGUAAAUAACAGUAGUAAAGUAUGCUCGUCUCAUUUGAAUGUACAAAAUCAAAGUAUCGGUUCAGAAAUGAGAAGAUUUCGCUAAUUGAAACCCAUAAGUACUUUGUUCUUGAACUGGGGCUGCUUAAAAUUUUAGCCAGAUGCAGUAGUAGAUUCGUGCUGGGCCUGCCAGUACCGGGCUUGUUAUUAUUUAUGAUUGUGUGUUUUACGGUGUUUUCAGUGGUUUUUCUUUGCCAGUGAAUCUUGGAGAGUUUUUCUUGAGCAGAAUAAUAAAUGUAUAAUUCUGA
Paramacrobiotus metropolitanus is the source of this 2523-nucleotide messenger RNA. Its product is annotated as eukaryotic translation initiation factor 5-like. Gene Ontology annotation, biological process: translational initiation; formation of translation preinitiation complex; formation of cytoplasmic translation initiation complex. Gene Ontology annotation, molecular function: translation initiation factor activity; eukaryotic initiation factor eIF2 binding; GDP-dissociation inhibitor activity. Lineage: Eukaryota; Metazoa; Tardigrada; Eutardigrada; Parachela; Macrobiotidae. The transcript has 8 exons. Gene Ontology annotation, cellular component: cytosol. The record is from RefSeq and is a predicted model, not a curated record. Bases 685 to 2109 code for a protein of 474 amino acids.